UUUUGAAUUAAUUUUUAACAUUAAAAUUAUAAAACUGUAGAUUAAUCAAGCUAACAAAUUCAACUACUCUAUAAGAAAAAAUGUUCAAAAAAAACGGACGUAAGUAUAUUAUUUUCUCUCUCAAACCUAGUAUUUAAUAUAUGAUCCCCAAAACAUGAGACUCUUUCUAUUUCUGGAAUGCAGAAACGAUGCAGUAAAUUCACACCAACGGACCGAAUAGUCGAUUGAUCGCGCCACGUGGCGAAACCGGAGGGUAUCGAGCUCUUCAAAGAGUUUCCGGUUUAUGACAUCAUGUCGUGCGUACUUGAGAGAUGCAAGCGCACGAUAAGGUCUCUCUUCGGUUCUGUGAAAGACUCAUCUUUUUCCUUUUCCCCAGCGUUUUGUCGUUAAACGUUUCGUUGCUUUAAAUUGAUUAUUAUUAUUAUUAUUAUUUCUUUAAUAAUCAAUUGAUUAUCAUUACUAUUUCUGUAACUUGGUUAUUAUUCUAAUGGUGAUGUACACAAAUAAAGGAAAGAGAAAAAAAAAAAAAUCCUUUUUAUCAUCUCCUUUCCAUGAUGGGAACGCUUGACCUUUAAGUUUUUUUUUUUUGAGACUGUAAGUGUCCAAAGGAACUCGAAAAACUUCUCCUUCCAUUAGAUUUUCUGUGGCCGGAAUGAAAAAUAUCUCUUGUUUGAUUACCCAUUUAUGCAUUUCGAGAAUAUUUUUUUGUUGACUCAUCUCUCAACUUCGUCAUCAAUUCCUCUGCUUUUCGAUUGAGUCUUUGGAAUAUUUCGAAAUGAUGAAGAAAUUAUUCUGUUUGUGGAUGUGUUUCAGUGAGCAAACGUUAUUGGAUCUAUAAUUGAAGAGGGAUAGAGAGAUGAUGAGUUCUUCUUCUCCAACUCAACUUGCGUCUUUAAGAGACAUGGGAAUCUAUGAGCCAUUUCAACAACUUGUCUCUUGGGGAAAUGUUUUCAAAUCCGAUAUCAUCGAUCACAGUCCUAAUACUGCUUCUUCCUCAAUCAUUCAAGUGGAUGCUAUCAUUGAUGAUCACAACAACAACAACAACAUCAUCAAGAUGAAUUACGCUACUUCGCAUAACCAGAUCGAAGCAGAACCUUCUAGUACUGAUCAUCAGGAUGACGAUGGCAGGAUUCAUGAUAAUAAUAAGACGAAACGGCGUUUAGCACAGAACAGAGAAGCUGCUCGCAAAAGUCGUUUGAGAAAGAAGGCUUACGUUCAACAGUUGGAAGAAAGUCGGUUAAAGUUAUCUCAGUUAGAGCAAGAACUCGAAAAGGCUAAGCAGCAGGGAUUACGCGGACGAAACUCGUCGGAUUCAAGCUAUUUAGGAGCAUCAGGGAGCAUAAACACAGGGAUUGCUGCAUUUGAGAUGGAAUAUUCGCAUUGGCUCGAAGAACAAAGCAGGAGAAUUAGCGAAAUACGAACGGCGCUUCAAGCUCAUAUAAGCGACGUAGAGCUCAGGAUGCUUGUGGAGAGCUGCUUGAACCAUUACGCGAACCUCUUUCGGAUGAAGUCUGAUGCAGCGAGAGCCGAUGUUUUCUACUUGAUAUCCGGAAUGUGGCGAACUUCCACUGAAAGAUUCUUCCAAUGGAUCGGAGGGUUUCGUCCUUCCGAGCUUUUAAACGUUGUGAUGCCUUAUCUUCAGCCAUUAACGGACCAGCAAAUCUUGGAAGUGAGAAACCUCCAACAAUCAUCACAACAAGCAGAGGAUGCUCUGUCUCAAGGGAUCGAUAAACUUCAACAGAGUUUAGCAGAAAGCAUUGUGAUCGAUGUGAUUAUCGAGUCCACUGAGUUCCCUCCUCACAUGGCUGCAGCGAUAGAGAAUCUUCAAGCGUUGGAAGGGUUCGUGAAUCAAGCGGAUCAUCUGAGGCAGCAAACGUUGCAGCAAAUGGCGAAGAUCUUGACGACAAGACAAGCGGCUAGAGGUUUGCUUGCUUUGGGAGAGUAUCUUCAUAGGCUUCGUGCUCUUAGUUCUCUAUGGGCAGCUCGUCCACGAGAACCCACUUAAAGGAUAACAAAGAGACAGAGACUCGAAGUUUUAAAAAGCAGACUCAAGCUUGGGAAAAUGAUGGAUAUGUUAUAGGAUCUUUGCUAAGUAGAGUGAUGCUGUUGAUUAGAGAACUUUAUGAAGUAUCUCGCUCCAUAUAUAUUUCAAACAAGAAGAUGUAAAUUUGGGUGGAAAACUUUGUAAUAUAUUGUUUAGAUACAAAAUAAGCCUCUCUCUCUGCUCACAUUAGUGUAAUGUUUUUGAAAUUUGAGCAAUGUGAUAAUAUGUGUGCCGAAUCUAAAAUUUGAGGUAUGUUCAGGGGCUAUAAUGUAAAAGGGUAUUAUUGUAAUUAAC
Messenger RNA from Thlaspi arvense, 2338 nucleotides. Lineage: Eukaryota; Viridiplantae; Streptophyta; Magnoliopsida; Brassicales; Brassicaceae. The record is from the annotation of a GenBank genome assembly.